Alternaria alternata is the source of this 840-nucleotide messenger RNA. RefSeq lists its product as hypothetical. The record is from RefSeq and is a predicted model, not a curated record. The transcript has 2 exons. The coding region runs from base 1 to 840 and encodes 279 amino acids. Lineage: Eukaryota; Fungi; Ascomycota; Dothideomycetes; Pleosporales; Pleosporaceae.
AUGCCUUCUACCUCUCGGGGUACUGGUAGCACAUCGUCUACGAUGAUUUCAUCAAUAUGUGUACCGUUAAUCGAUGCUACUCAGACCAUCUGCGGGCCAGCCUUUGGAUUCGAUACUACUACGACGAAGACCGGCACAAACAAGCUCACCUCCGAUGCUCCAGCAUGUACUCGAGCGCCGCUUUCUCUAGAUGAUGACGAGGGAAAUAACAAUCCCGACGAUUCGUUGUUUGAAACGUCGAGCAUAUUUGCCAGCAACACCACAAUGUUCGCAAGCUCGACUUCCAAGGGCACUUCUAGUAUGACUCCCCGCAGCUCUUCAACAGCGCCAGCACCGAGUCAUACGCCCAUGGAUAGGAACGGUCAUUGGAAGGUGAAUAUCGGUCAAUGGAUGUGGGACGACUAUUCGGAAGUGGGAUGGACGCUGUACGAUCCCAACGGCUUCGAGGCUGGUAAGCACACGACACGUGGAAAUGGCCUCAAGGAGAUGAAGGAAUAUAUCCAGUCGGUGAAUCGUCCUUUCGGUGACUCCAUGCCUUUUGGAGUCGACAUGACCGUCUCACAGCCCCACGACCACGAUCACUCUAGAAUCACCUUUAAAAUUAAGAAGGAGGUCAAAGGCUGCGGGGAAUGUUCGCCUCACAUGACGACGGAGGACUACACCGAGAGCCGGCCAUUCGAGAUCAAUGCUUGCGAAAAGUCUUGCUCAAAACAAGGAAAAUCUAGUCCUUUGAAAGCCCUGUCGGAUUUAUGGUGCGAUGACCUUAAUACAGCCGAUUGGGAGACUUUGGCCAAUGGUUGGAAGCGCAGUUUUAACUGUGGUUGGAAGGGUUUUGAUUAA